CCAUUGAAAAAUGACAGCAUACCAACUCAGGGGACCCCUGUCGGGUUGUCGUUUAGUGCUUGCGAUAGUCAGAUACACAGAUUUCAAAAGACCAGUGGAAUGGCUUAUGGGAAAGCAAUCAAGUACAGUCCUGGAGGAUUGUGCCUGCAGUCUGUCAGCGGUAAUGCACCGGCGAAAGGAGAGGUGGCGGCAUUAGGCAGGAAAUGUGCCGAAGGAUCUGACGCCUUCAAACGAGUUUACACAUUUCCAGAUCCUGACUGCAGUUAUGGUUUACAGACCGGUUUAUUGAGCGACUCUAGACUCAUCAGCAGCUCUGUACUGGGCGACAGUUAUACGGCAUCAUAUGGAAGGCUUCGAAACAGAACAAGUGCUUGGUGUCCAAAAGACGAUGACGACGACCCAUAUUUUCAAAUAGACUUAGGUUACGUGGACGAAAUAAGAGGCUUGGCCACUCAGGGUCAUGAGGCUAAGUAUUGGUUCGUGCGCACCUUUACUCUGAGUUUCAGCCUGGAUGGUAUCACGUGGUUUAACUACACCGAGAAUGGACUAGGAACUAAGGUGUUCAGAGGGCGUUCUCAUCCAAUACUAGUCAAGCCCAAUACAAUAGAACCCUCUGUGACAACUCGAUUUUUACGAAUCAAUCCAGUCCAGUGGUACGGUAAACCCUGUCUCAGAGUGGAGGUGUACAGAUGUUCACUUAGAAAUGCUGAUCCUUACGAGUUAUGAAGACCAAGCGGUUGCCGGGACUGAUACCGAAACAUUUUUGCUCCUGAUUGUCAAUCAUGAUUCUCGUCACAGUACAUGGAUAAUAUCACGUGUUAAGAUUUCAUCACAUGCCCUGUUUGAACGUUGGGAGUUUAGCAAAAAAUAAAAACAUGGGCCGUCAGAGGCGUAGCACUAAAGUUUUCCAUCCUGUGAGCUUGCAUUUUCUUCGGGUCUGUAAAUCUCUUGUCAACCCUCCACACCUUGACAUCAGUAUGU
Molecule: messenger RNA, 981 nt
Organism: Pocillopora damicornis (cauliflower coral)
Lineage: Eukaryota; Metazoa; Cnidaria; Anthozoa; Scleractinia; Pocilloporidae
Source: RefSeq, a predicted model, not a curated record